Pogonomyrmex barbatus (red harvester ant) is the source of this 932-nucleotide messenger RNA. RefSeq lists its product as uncharacterized. Lineage: Eukaryota; Metazoa; Arthropoda; Insecta; Hymenoptera; Formicidae. The record is from RefSeq and is a predicted model, not a curated record.
AUGCGUCACGUUCCGGAAACCGGCGACGGCGGGUAUCUCGCGGACGGCAAAUACGCGCCGCUCGUUUAUCAAAGCUGUUUGUAUCCACGUUCACGUCGAUCGCUUACUUCACUCUCGCAAUAUGGGGUUGGAAAAGUAAAGAAAAAUAAAUCAUAUACUACAAGCCGACGUCGACAUCCACGUCGAGAGCUCGUCGCGACCAUAUCGAACAUGACACAACGCCAGCUCAAAAUCCAACAAUUAUGCUUGUGUCACAUUAAACUGUAUACGUAUCGGAAGAAAAAAACGAAGGAACGUUGCAGAAAGAAACGGCAGGUCUUCGUGUACAACCCGGAUGAAGAAAUCUGGCACGAACCCUACAUGCAGAUGCUCCACCACGAAUUCUUGGACGAAUCCGUGUGUGACUCCAAAAUUGAGUUACCCUGGAGGGACAUCGCCCUGCCAACGACAGGUGUGAAGAUUCGUCGCGACGAAACUUCAACGGCUGAGACGGACAUGGAGGAGGCUGAGGCAAAGAUCAUCGGCGACGAGAAGCGAGAGUCCAACGGUGCCAUGACGCUACCAUGGCAGGAUUUAAUCAUCACGAAGAUUUUGCCGAGCGUGCAGGAUGAUCCAGGGAUCUGCGAUUCCUCGUUGGAAAUACCCUGGGCUGACCUAACUCUGGAGAAACCAGUAGUGAUACGUCCAAGGGAAGAACAGAUCUGCGCGCCCGACGACGUCGAGAUCCCAUGGAACGAAAUCCUGGUGCCGCGCAACAUCGUCAUUGAAUCCGAGAGAAAGAGAAAGCAUCCCUCAUCCACGCGGCCGCCACGUGCGCGUGUGGUCGAUAAACCGUGUGUUGAGAUAUGCUGCGGCACGCGUCCCUGCCACGCGGAAAACCCCGUCAAAGGUUCUCACUGGCUCGCUACCUCCAUGUAGAAAUAAACAUUUAU